GUCCUUAAUUUUGAAUAAAAUUACAUUUAUCUAAUGAUAUAGUUAGUUACACACUACUUCCCAGCUCUGUAUCUGUGAUCUUUCUUAUGCUUCGUUACUGAUUUAACAACAAUAACAAUGGAGUUCCUUAUUAGCUCAUAUAAUUUUAUUAUAACGACUCUUAUUGUGGUCUUCUUCCUACUCCAAAAGGGUUCUUCAGUUUCCUUCAGCUUCCCCAGUUUCGAUCAAAAUAGCAUUAACCACAUUAAACUCGAGGCGGACGCCUAUCUAGACAACGGGGUUCUACAGCUCACAUUGCUUCCUCCUAAUUCUUCUAUUCCCCACGGUAACGGUCGAGCCUCGUACAACAAGGCUGUCCAACUUCGGGAUCCCGAAAGGGAACUUCUUGCAAGCUUCACCACUAAUUUCGAAUUUGUAAUGGAUGGAGGCCACAAAAAUAAUAGCGGAGAUGGAUUAGCGUUCUUCAUUGCGCCGUUCAACUCAGUUAUUCCUAAUAACUCAAAAGGCGGAAACCUCGGACUGAUACCCAGAGAAUCUGAUUCGAUUGUAAGUAAUCCUAUCGUUGCAGUGGAGUUUGACACCUUUAAGAAUUACUGGGAUCCUAACUCCAAUCAUGUUGGUAUCAAUGUCAACUCCAUUGUCUCAAAUGUACAUGUCUCACCGAAGACUAAAAUGACAAAUGGUUCAAGAGUGGGAAAUGCUAGAAUAAGUUACAACUCUACUUCUAAAAAUUUAACCGUGUUUCUCAGUUAUGCGGGUGAUGGUACAGUGAUUGGUGAAAACACUAGCCUUUCAUCUCUAGUUGAUUUGACGUUCUUAGGGGAAGAGGUCAGAGUUGGUUUCUCUGCAGCUACAGGUUCAUAUGUGCAAUUAAAUAAAGUUUUGUCUUGGUCAUUUCACUCAAAUAUCUUUCACAAUAAUAAUACCAUAUCUGCUAUCCCAAGCCCCACACCUCCCUUGGAAACUAAAAAAGGGGGAGGAAGCCAUCAAUUAUCAAGAAUCGGUUUCGGUGUGGGCUCUGGUAUUCUAUGCUGUGGACUGGGCUUGGUAUGGUUCAUGUUUUGGAGAAAGAGAGUUGGUAGGGAAGCAGAAACAGAGGAGGAAGAUUCCAUCGAUGGAGAAUUAGAAACAGGGAUUGGCCCCAAGAGGUUUACUUACCGGGAACUAAGUCAAGCAACAAACAACUUUUCAGAAGCUGGGAAGCUUGGAGAGGGAGGCUUUGGAGGUGUCUACAAAGGCAUCUUAGGAGAAUCCAACACUGAAGUGGCGGUUAAGAAAGUUUCUAAGGGCUCAAGGCAGGGUAAGAAAGAGUAUAUUUCUGAGGUAAAAAUUAUAAGUCGUUUAAGACAUAGGAAUUUGGUUCAACUUAUUGGUUGGUGCCACAAAGGAGAUGAGCUUCUUGUUGUUUAUGAAUAUUUGCCUAAUGGAAGCCUUAAUAAACACCUACGUGGUGAAAAACCCAUGCUACCGUGGGCAACAAGGCAUAAAAUAGUUAUUGGUUUGGCCUCAUCUCUUUUGUAUCUUCACGAAGAAUGGGAACAAUGUGUGGUGCAUAGAGAUAUCAAGUCGAGCAACAUCAUGUUGGAUUCAAACUUCAAUGCUAAGCUAGGAGACUUUGGGCUGGCAAGGCUAGUUGAUCAUGAAAGGGGUCUAGACACAACUCUGGUAGCUGGAACAAGAGGUUACCUAGCUCCUGAAUGUUUAACUACCAGCAAGGCUAGCAAGGAGUCCGACGUCUAUAGCUUUGGCGUGGUAGCACUUGAAAUCUGUAGUGGAAGAAAGCCAAUUGUAUCAAAUGCAGAAGAGGGUAAGGUGAUGCUGGUGGAGUGGGUAUGGGAGCUUUACGGGAGUGACCAACUUGUUGAGGCAGUUGACAAGGGACUUGUUGGUACGGAAUACAAUGAUAAGGAGAUGGAGUGCGUGAUGGUUGUUGGGCUGUGGUGCUGCCAUCCUGAUCCAACAUGUCGGCCCUCUAUAAAGCAAGUGAUGAGUGUUCUUAACUUUGAAGCUGCUUUGCCUAAUUUGCCGCCCAAGUUACCUGUGCCAAUGUAUACUAUGCCUCCCUGUCCCUCAAGUGUUAGCUCUGAUCUUGACCCCCAUUAUUCAUCUUCCGUUAUUACAGGGAGAUAAAUCAUAUAUUAUAUUAUAUAUAUAUAUAUACUGUUGUUUAUUAUGCAUUUGUCAUUUGCUAUCCUUGUAUAAUAAAUAGCAUCAGACAUAAGAUAUUUCUUUGAGCUGGUUUUGGCAUUCUCUUUGAUCGAGGUUUUUGCAUAUUGUGUCAUGUUUUACUUACACACUUUCUUCUAAGCAUUGUUUGUGCCUUUUAUAUUUUUCCAUUUUUUGGAAGUUUCUCUCCAUUUUCGGUAUUAUAUGGGAUUUCUAUAACUGUAUUACUUAUAAAUAAUUGUUCAUGAGUAAGUAUAUAUUCAUGAAGUUCACAGAGUUAAAUUAGUAUUGAUUUAGAUUAAUCAUCGAAACGAAAACUUUGCUUCAUGAGUAUAUUCUUAUAAGAAUCGUAUGUGCUUUUAUUUAUUUAUUUUUUUAUCAAAUUUUCAUUUCUCAUUUAUAGACAAUAUUUUUU
Messenger RNA from Cannabis sativa, 2581 nucleotides. RefSeq names its product L-type lectin-domain containing receptor kinase IX.1-like. The record is from RefSeq and is a predicted model, not a curated record. Bases 118 to 2130 code for a protein of 670 amino acids. Gene Ontology annotation, biological process: protein phosphorylation. Gene Ontology annotation, cellular component: plasma membrane. The transcript has a single exon. Lineage: Eukaryota; Viridiplantae; Streptophyta; Magnoliopsida; Rosales; Cannabaceae. Gene Ontology annotation, molecular function: ATP binding; carbohydrate binding; protein kinase activity.